AUGAACUCAGACAGUUAAAGAAAUUAUGAUUUGUAUGAGAAAAUUGGUCCCAUUUUGAAUAAUCUAAGCAGCAUUAAUAAUAAUUUUGAAUAAUAAAAGAAACAACUGAAUACAUUGAACUAUUCAAUUGAUAAAAUGAAUCUUGAUAUAAAAAAUAGAGAGAUGGACCAAAAAAAUUUAUAAUGGUUAUAUUCUUUAUAAGAAAGAGAAAAUAAACUAUAAAUGGAGAUAUCAUCAAAUGAAGCGAAAAAAGCACAAUUAGAAAGUCUGAAAUAAUAGAAUAUGUUUUAUGAGGAGUAAAUUUAAGUACUAAAAAUUGAGAAUUAAAAAAUGAAAAAUGAAUAUUUAUAAAUACAAUAAAAGAAUGAAAAGUUGAUUAGCUAGCAAGACAUAGCAUUAAAAGAAUCAAUAAAAUAAGUUAAUGAAUAAUUCAUAAACAGAAUAGUUUAAUUAGAAGCACAAUUAUAAAUUAAGUAAAAAGAUGAGGUUGAAAUAAGCGUUAAAACAGCGUCAUUUCUCAAUUAAAUUAAAAUAUUAGAAGCCCAGAAGCAGAUUUUUUAGUAAGAAUGUGAUUAAUUUGAAAUAACAAAAAAGACUUUAGAAAAAGAGAAAGAAAUGUAUAUUCAUGAAUUUCGUUAUUUAAAAGAAAAUUAUAUGAAAAUGCUUGAUAAAUUACAAGAGGAGGUUCACAAAUUAAAAGUUUAAAAUCACACUUUAAAUGAAGACAAUAAAUCAUUAAAAUAAACAGUAGAAUAUUAUAAAAAUAGAUUUUAAGAUAUGAUGGAUUUACAAGAAAUGGCUAGUUUAAAUUAAGAUAAUUCAUUAUUAUCUUUAUUAAAAUCAAAAGGAAUGGCAAACGUAACUAAGUAAGAUUUAGAAUAAGCAAGAGAUUAAGUUGCUCAAGAUAUGGCUGAUUAAAAAGGAUUCUAAUUAACAAAUGCUUGGGACUAAAUUAUGAAUGAUAUCAGUAAAUUAACUUGA
Messenger RNA from Paramecium sonneborni, 981 nucleotides. Lineage: Eukaryota; Ciliophora; Oligohymenophorea; Peniculida; Parameciidae. The record is from the annotation of a GenBank genome assembly.